GCAGCUGUUGGCGAUGUCGAGGCGAUUAAUUUAUAAUCCAAAUGAUUGCGCGAUCGCAUACGGAACUUUAUGCGAAUAGUAGAAGUGAAUUGUGCGUGUAAUAUACCUUGACAUACCUGCGUGUCCCGAGUAUCCGAAUUCGUUUAACACCUCGUCGGAAGUGGCAGAGACGAACAAUGCGCCGAAUGCGUAAACAUUCAAAGAGAUAGUCCGUGGGAUUUCCUUGUUGUACAAACUCCUACCGCUGAAUGGGGAGAGUCCGGAGAGUCAAUCAAGAGAUGAGUGCCUCCGUCGACUGCAUCCAGGGCGAGAAAACGCCGAGUGCGAGAUUAAACGCGAGUACCACGACGCUCAGCGAUAUGGGGGAGGACGUGAAAGGUAGCAAAUUCAACAAGUCAACGCAGAGCGAUAUCUCGCUAUCGGCGUGGAGGCUCCCUUGUGGCGGGCAGAGAUCCAGGCCAGUGUCCUUGUACCUGCCGACGAAGCAGAUCCCGAUGAGCGAGUCGAGCUUAAGCUCCACGCACAGCUCCAGAAGCACGUUAUACCCCGUUCAGAGCGAGAUUGUCUUAUCAGCUAGAAGCAGGCACAACAAUAAUAGAUACGUGUCGCUGGACAUGAGAUCGAUCAACAAUCUUCCGUAUCCUAAUCCGCAUUCCAACAGCCACAUUUUAGGCAAUAGUACACCGUACACGUGUUGCUGUACGUGCACGGGCUCGCCGCCGCGGCCGCCUCCGCCGGCACCGUUCUCGCAAACUGAAAGCGACGAUCAGGACGGGGCCGAGAGUCUCUCGUGGAGAAGGCUUCACAUGAGCAGGGCGAAGCUGAAAGCAACUGCAACCACAUCUGAGCUUCUUAGUGGAUUUGCAAUGGUGGCGAUGGUGGAAUUGCAAAUAAAUGAACCGACGGCGGUGCCGGAAUGGCUGUUUGUAAUGUUCGCCGUCUGUACUACCUUCUUGGUAUCGGUGCACAUUUUCGCGUUGAUGAUCAGCACGUAUCUUUUACCUAAUAUCGAGGCCAUAAGUAAACUUCAAGUUUCGCGUCUCAUAACGGAGUCGCCCCACGAGAGGAUGCGCGGUUUCAUCGAAUUGGCCUGGGCAUUUUCCACGAUACUGGGACUGUUUCUCUUUCUAGUAGAGGUGGCUAUUCUCUGCUGGGUUAAGUUCUGGGACUACUCCUUUACCGCCGCCACUGCCAGCACCGUGAUAGUCAUUCCCGUGCUCAUAGUAUUCGUCGCCUUCGCCGUUCACUUUUAUCACUCCUUGGUAGUUUACAAGUGUGAAAGCGUGGUGUCGGACAUGAAAGAUUUGGAGAGUAUAAAAAGGAACUUGGACAAUGUGACGAUAGGGCAAACUAACGUGUAAGCUCGAGACAAUAAUACAAAUCUGUAAUGUAUAAAAAUGAUUAUUCUAAACGAAAGGGAAUCCAUUGAAGUUUAGGCUAAUGUGAAUAAGAAUUAUAUCGUAUAAUUUCCAUCGAAAUAUAAAUUAAUUUAUGGCAGGUAGAAAUACUCAGGUUUCAAAUAGGUGCGGCUCUACUAAAAUAA
Molecule: messenger RNA, 1543 nt
Organism: Temnothorax curvispinosus
Lineage: Eukaryota; Metazoa; Arthropoda; Insecta; Hymenoptera; Formicidae
Product: calcium release-activated calcium channel protein 1-like
Exons: 2
Coding region: 249-1361 (370 amino acids)
Biological process (GO): store-operated calcium entry
Cellular component (GO): membrane
Molecular function (GO): store-operated calcium channel activity
Source: RefSeq, a predicted model, not a curated record